Molecule: messenger RNA, 2757 nt
Organism: Gadus chalcogrammus (walleye pollock)
Lineage: Eukaryota; Metazoa; Chordata; Actinopteri; Gadiformes; Gadidae
Gene: mtap
Product: methylthioadenosine phosphorylase
Exons: 9
Coding region: 361-1203 (280 amino acids)
Biological process (GO): nucleoside metabolic process
Cellular component (GO): cytosol
Molecular function (GO): S-methyl-5-thioadenosine phosphorylase activity
Source: RefSeq, a predicted model, not a curated record
GUCAAACCUGCAACUCGGAAGGCUGACAUCCGAGGAUUCAGGAACACAAUUAUUCACGUUCCACAUUAUUCAGAAACCUACAACCACACACACACCCAGGACCUGAGAAGGGAGGUUAUGCUCAACGCCCAUUGAGUCACAGAACCAAGCGGACUCAGGGGGGAGAAGACACAUCACUGCCACCAUGGCUCUGAAGUGGGAUUCGAACCCCUAACCCCGAUAGGGUUAAUGCCUUGCGCAUAUCACUGGAGCUAAACAGGGUCAGAGAUAUGAAAAAAGGGUUGGCUACCCAAGAUGCUAGCGACUCAAGUGUAAACGGAAGUGUUUGUGGCUCAGGAAGAAACGUGGCAAACAUUCACCAUGGCCUCACAAAUGCACAUUAAGAUCGGAAUAAUCGGUGGAUCGGGUCUUGAUGACCCAGAUAUCCUGGAAGGGAGGACUGAGCGAUAUGUCGACACGCCAUAUGGAAAGCCUUCAGAUGCGCUGAUAGUGGGGAAGAUAAAGAAUGUUGAAUGUGUGCUUCUAGCAAGGCACGGCAGACAGCACACCAUCAUGCCGUCCAACGUCAACAACCAGGCCAACAUCUGGGCCCUGAGAGAGGAGGGCUGCACUCAUUUGCUGGUCACCACGGCCUGUGGCUCCCUCCGGGAGGAAAUACAGCCAGGGGACAUAGUCAUCAUCGACCAGUUCAUUGACAGGACUACGAAGAGGGCCCAGACCUUCUAUGACGGGCAGCCCGGCCACCCUCCUGGGGUAUGCCACAUCCCCAUGGCAGAGCCCUUCUGCAACAGGACCAGAGACGUGCUGGUGGAGGUGGCAAGGAGCCUGGGCAUCAAGUGCCACGCCCGGGGCACCGUGCUGACCAUCGAAGGUCCCCGCUUCUCCUCGCGUGCCGAGAGCCUCAUGUUCCGCCAGUGGGGCGCCGACGUCAUCAACAUGUCCACCGUGCCCGAGGUGGUGCUGGCGAAGGAGGCAGGGCUGUGCUACGCCAGCAUCGCCAUGGCAACCGACUACGACUGCUGGAAGGAGCACGAGGAGGCGGUAUGUGUUGACAACGUACUGAAGACCAUGAAGGAAAACGCAAAUAAAGCAAGCAGCAUCCUGCUCACAGUGAUUCCCCAGAUCUGCCAAAUGGAUUGGUCACAGACCAUAAAAAGCCUGAAAACACUGGCCCAGUGUUCCGUGAUGUUACCCAAGCACUGAGUAAUGCGACCUCCGCUACACCCACUCACACACACACCACCAGUUUGUCACCCCCGCCACCGCCAGCUCUAGCCUUCAAAUGCCUCCGCCUGGAUUUGGAUCAGCGGUCAAUCACCAAUCACAAGAAAGUGCCUGGCACAUCUAUUGCAUGUCUCCUCAGUGUUUCCUGUUUUUUAAAUGAAGAAAGCUGCAAAAAACAGCGCGGUCAUUUACAAUCUGCACACACUAUUCAUUGUGGUGGAACACUUCCGCAUGGUUUUACGAAGGACUGCCACCUUCUGGGGGAGAGCCCCGGAGAGUUCGGAGGGAUCAGUGUUCAAAGUUCUAGGUCAGAUUUGAAUUCAUUUGUGAGAUCAUAAUUGAUUUUAUUGGCUUUGUAUCUCAGUGUUCAUUUCAGUAUUAGGAGGUUGAAUUGAGAUAUGGCUGUUGCAUGAUUUACUAUUUUACAGCGUUGUUAGCCUUGUAAACAUUGACUUGCCUGAAUGACAAUUUGUAAGUGAUAUUUACCUACAUUAGCUCUGCGAAAUAGGCCUGCCCUACAUGCUUGUAUUAUUGUUUAUUUCAUGUAAAGCUUGUCUGUACGACGAAUGGAAAUGUAUUUUUAUGAGGUGAUCAUCAGCCGGUUGGAUUAUUUUGAUAGUCUUUUAGACCUUAUCUUUGUUUUUAUAGGUCAAAGGCUACUUUAUGCACUUGGAUAUCCUGCUUCACCAUAGGCCUAUGCAAACACACAUAGGCCUGAUUUUGUUGGCACAUCUUGACAGCUUCAAUAAAUAAAAUUUACAAACCUUACAAGCUUCGCAUCUGGAAUAAAUUAGAAAUUAAAAAGGUAAAUUAGUCGAUCAGGUCGGAAGAACUGAUUUGAGAGAUUAAUAUUUAAUGUGGACCGAAACGAUGUCUGAGACAUUGGACUAUUGUUUUAUGGUUUACAACUUGUUUAUAAUCCUGUUACUGACAAUGUGCAAUCAAACUAUAUGACCAAUAAAAAAUUAGGCAUGCGAGACAGGUUUUCCAUUACAAUCCUUUAUGCUUUAACCCACAUCAGCAGGUAAUAAAGGCCUAACCCAAUCUGAUGUUUUACUUUGAAUGCAGAUGACCUAGGCCUACAAUUAUUUUUUUAGUCUUGAUUUAGCAAUUGUUUAUUGAAACAAUAAUCCUAUAAAUCGAGUUUCUCUUUAGCAAAUCUAUAGACUAAAUAAAUGGUAGAACUACUUGCGUGAAUUUGGCAAUACAUUGAAACAUAUCUAAAAAAUGUACAUAUUUAUUUGCACAAAUUCACAAUUCACUUUUUAUUUGUAUACAGGACAACCGAAUACCCCUAUAUGAGACCUAGAGUUACCCAACAUAGUGCAGUAAACGGGUUUUGCGCAUGCGAAAGCAUGGCCGCAUGGAGUCCAGUUUGUGCUUCGAGGUUUACAUGUCAUAUUUGUGGAGAUAGUCUGGCGUCAAGUGAUAAGGGAGAACAGCAUUCACAAGGGGCGUUUCUCGUGUUUGGUUUUGUAAGAAAUAUGUACAAUACAACGCAUCCUGGUCACCAAAUAUAGAUUUUUAAUAAAU